AUGUCUGUAUGCUUUGCCUGGUUCACUAAAGUGCUCGGGCCUCUUGCUCUGAGACUGGAUGUCUGCCGUCCCUCAUGGGACUGUCAUGGUGUUGCCACAGAGACAGUUACCUCCUGUGAAGUCAACACUGUUCAUCGCCUGAGCUGUGUUUCUGUGUCGGCCCUGCCUCUCUGUGUCUCUCUGUUUUCCCCCCUCCCCUCCUGCCUGCGCCAGCCAGCUGAUUGUGCACACCUUCAUUACUUCCAUCCCUCUGUCUCCAGUCAGCUGGCCUCAUCCUCCAGUCCCCUCCUAGCAGCUCCCUGCUCCACUCUACCUCCGCUCUUCGCCUCGCCUCUCCUCGCUCCUCGGCCCCCGGCUUCCCGCGCCUUCCUUGAGCUCCUCACCUGUUGUCUCCCAGUUCUCCCUGAGCUCCCCAGCUGCUCCCUGCCCCAGCCUGUGUUCGCACUCCCCGCUUCCAGCGCCCUUCCUCGAGCCCCUCGCCUAAGACUUUCUGUCCACAACAAUGGCGGAGUGAUCAGUGUGCAGGAAGCACUGUAUGGACGUGCAGACAGUGUGACCUGCGGUGAGGGAAAACCUCAGGAACAGCUUGCCAAUACAGAGUGCUCUCUAGAGGGCACAAUGGACAUCCUCAAAAGCUGCGAUGGGAAAAACAGCUGUAUUAUCAAAGCAAGCAACUCAGUAUUUGGAGGCCCCUGUCCCGGCACUUUCAAGUACCUGGAGGUGGCUUACGUAUGUUUGUCUUAA
Sander lucioperca (pikeperch) is the source of this 744-nucleotide messenger RNA. RefSeq names its product L-rhamnose-binding lectin SML-like. The record is from RefSeq and is a predicted model, not a curated record. The transcript has 7 exons. Lineage: Eukaryota; Metazoa; Chordata; Actinopteri; Perciformes; Percidae. Gene Ontology annotation, molecular function: carbohydrate binding. Bases 1 to 744 code for a protein of 247 amino acids.